AUGGCAUCCUUCACUGAGCGUGAGCAGAAGUUGCUUGCUGCCGCCUGUCAGUCUUUCGAAAGCGAGCCCAAGGUCGACAUGGCCAAGUUUGCCGAGACCUCCGGCCUUACCGUCGGUUCUGCCCGUAACGCCUGGAAUGCCCUCAAGAAGAAGAUCUAUGCUCCUGUCGACGGUACCCCCGGCCAGACCCCUAAUACCAUCACCAAGUCGUCUGGCAAGAAGCGUGGUGCUGCCCUCCGCUCCAUGGGUGGUGAUUCUGACGAGGACCAACCCUUCACUCCUUCUAAGAAGCCCAAGGGCCCUGCCGGCAUCAAGUCUAAGGCCAAGGCCAAGGCCGCUCUCAAGGCCUUCAAGGACGCUGACAAUGAGGAUGAGGAGGAUGGCUUUGUAAAAGUCAAGGACGAGGCCGCUAACGACGACUUCGAGGAGCUCUAA
Messenger RNA from Aureobasidium subglaciale EXF-2481, 435 nucleotides. RefSeq lists its product as uncharacterized. Lineage: Eukaryota; Fungi; Ascomycota; Dothideomycetes; Dothideales; Saccotheciaceae. The record is from RefSeq and is a predicted model, not a curated record. The coding region runs from base 1 to 435 and encodes 144 amino acids. The transcript is spliced from 3 exons.